AGGCGUGGGUGUUUAAUUUUUUUUUGGGUCAUCCCAAUCCAUGGCGGCAUUGAACUUUGGCUUAAGUUAACCUGGUCUUGGAUUUAGGCCUAGGCCACUGGCACAGCGGGUAAUGAACCCAUAAUCGCCGGACAUUAGGCAUUAUGCUACACGUGCGCGGUCGACGAGAGAUAAAUUUGAUGUUAAUUAAAGCCAGCCGAGGACUCCAUUUAAUUAAAAGGGACGAAAGUGAAAUCAGAGAAAGCGAAAAGGGAAAGCGAAACAGAAACAGAAAUAGAAAACAUGGCAGAGAGUGCCAAAACAUAUUUCAAUAGUGGACGCUCCCCUGACACACAAAAAUGGGGGGAAAACCGUAGAAUUUCGCGAUUUUCCUUUAUCAACCCUUGCAUGUUUGAUUUUCAUUUACAUGGCCAGGCCAAGAAUACAAGGUGACUCAAUAUGUCCAGCGCUAUACACACACAUUCCGAGGCACUCAAACGCCCACACAGACACACACACACACUCGCCCACGACGCCAUCUAAAUGGACAUUCGAAGUCCUGGCUGGUUACGCCCGGAUACGGCGUUGUUAUCACAUGCCGCUGGCGAUUUUUACACUCAUUCGUCUUCGUUCCAACUGGGCGAGGAAGUCGGUGAAGCCAGUGAGCCAGUGGGUCCUGUUUCCCUCCAGUGUCCGUUUAAAUUCCUUGGCUUGUGCGGGUGUGCGUGUGUUUGUGUGUGUGUGUGUGUGGGUUUUGGGCACGUUUUGGCUUUGAUAAGUUGCCCACUGGGUGGGUCGGAUGGUCCUCCCUCUGUCCGUUCUUCAUUCAUAUUCAUUCAUUAUUAGAAAAAUUUAACUUUCGCUCGCUGUGGCCAGCUCGUUCCACCUGUCUGUGUGAGGUCCUUGCUGGUGAUGGUGAUGGUGAUGGCGAUGGCAAUGGCGAUGAUGGUCUUUUGCGCCUUGCUGUUCUGGCCAGCCAGCUAAGCCGUUCAGUCUGCGCACAAGGCUGCUCCAAAGCGCUACGGCGGCUAACUGGCUAAAUCAGAAGCACAAAAUCAGUGACUUGUUGUCCAUUAGAGGCACUUUCUUUGAGAGGAGAUACAGCUAAGAGCCACUCAUAAAUCCAAAAUAAUUACAAGUGUAAUAAAUAAAUGAGCAAUUUGGAGUGAAAGUUUCUCUGCACGCAAAGAGUGGCAGUGUGAUUGGAGUAAUUAGCUGUCCCGGUACAGCACUUGGAAAUAAGUUGAGUUAAGCUUUCGCCAUCAAUUCGUAGAACAACUCGGGAGUCACCUCGCCCCACCAACUGUCUGUGACCUGGGCACCGCCAUGCGACCUGAAUAGAGGUGGCUGGCAAAUGCAGAGCAGCGCCGAUGCCAAGAGGGAAUUCUACAAAGGACAAAGGGGCAGAAGACUUUCCAUUGCAAAACCAAAGCAGCGACGCCGAGAGCAGCCACCACGAGCCCCACUUCGUCCAGCAUCCACCAGGGAUUGGAUUCGAGAAUGGCGGCGGCAUCGGCGGCGGAGGCGGCGACGUUGAUGUUGAUGUCGACGACGAGGAGGACUACUCAAUUUCCGUAUCGGCAAUAAUGCAGAGACGUGCCAGUGUGCGCGGAUAUCGGGGCAAGCGCGGCAGCCGCAGUUCGCGACGGGCAUCCAGUCCCAUGGAUCACGUGCUGGAUAGUGUGGAGCGGCGACGCUCCAGCGUCUAUACGACAAGUUCAGAGGAGGGCACCAAUCAGGAGUCCACGCAAGAGCAAAUCUUUGAGAACAUCCGCCUGCACAAGGAGGUCAUACAGUCGGUGAAGCUACAGCCAUGGCCCAUCCGCAAGAAGCUCAAGUUGGUGCGGCAGGCCAAAACAUAUGUGGCACGCCACGAAGGCGCGCUCCAGGAGCGAUUCGCCAUGUCACGCAGCACCCGGGACUUGUGGGCGAGGUUUAAAAUUUUAAUGGCGGCAAGAUGGCGGCACUGGAAGCGGGAGACGACCAGCUUCCUUACCGUCCUCAUUCCCUGGGAGCUGCGCAUCAAGGAAAUCGAGUCGCACUUUGGGUCCGGCGUGGCCUCCUACUUUACAUUCCUGCGCUGGCUCAUGUGGGUCAAUAUCAUGAUUGCCAUUCCGCUGGUCGCCUUUGUCAUUGGCCCGGAGUACUUUGCCACCAAGCACGGUGAAACGGAUCCGAGGAAAAGGAUGUCCGACCCGGAGGCGCGAGUGGCCGGCAACCUUUUCACUUUCUGGGAGUUCGAAGGAUACCUGAAAUAUUCACCAAUGUUUUAUGGAUACUAUUCAAGCACAUCCGGCAUUAGCACGUCCGGUUAUAAGCUACCCUUAGCCUAUUUCCUCACCGCCGUUCUGGUCUACAUCUACAGCUUUGUGGCCACGCUGAGAAAAAUGGCGGAAAACUCGCGCAAUUCGAAACUUUCCUCGAAGGACGACGAGUGCGUCUUCUCGUGGAAGCUCUUUACCGGCUGGGACUUUAUGAUUGGACACGCGGAGACGGCCCACAAUCGCAUCGCAUCCGUGGUGGUGGGCUUCAAGGAGGCCCUGCUCGAGGAGGCCGAGAAGAAGAAGGAUAAUCGCAACUGGCGGGUGAUACUCCAGAGGAUACUGGUCAAUAUCCUGGUGAUGGGACUGCUGGGUUUGUCGGGGGCCACAGUCGUCCUGCUGGUCAAUCACUCCGAGGAUUUGGCCAAGCACGACAACUGGCUCAGUCGCAAUGCGGUGAACGUGACCAUGACCCUGCUCUCCUUCUUCCUGCCCAUGAUAUUCGAGGCACUGGGUCUGUUUGAGAACUGGCAUCCCAGGCAACAGCUGCGAUUGCAAUUGGCACGCAUUAUGAUCCUGAACAUGCUGAAUUUGUAUUCGCUGAUGUUCUCCUUCAUCUACAAGAUCAACAGCAAGGAGAAACCGCUGCAGAUGCUAAAGAUGGAAAACGAAACGAAUACCAUGGAGCUGAGAAAUCUGCUGAGUUCAAUAGAGGCAUUAAAGGCCAUGACUCCGUCUCCUUCCCUGUUUAGUGAGACUACAUCGGAUGGUCUGUUUGAUGAUAAUAAUGGCAGCUCCACCGAUGGCAUAUUUUCAACCACAGCCGCUGCCGCUUUGAUCUCCACCACCGUGCAGCGUCUCAAGUGCUAUAACAUGACUGUGAAAUGCUCAAAACCACGCACCAUCUUCAAUGCUAAGAACUUGGCCACCACUCUGAUGGUUUUCAAUCUGACCACGCCAGCCAUGGUGCCCACCUUGCCCACAACAUUGCCCACCACAAUACCUUCGACUUUGAGUACUUGGACAACCACGGAGACAACCACACCCACAACCACUUCACCCUGGACCACUUUACCGCCCUUGACAACAACCAGUGAGGCAACCACAACGACUGAAAGAACCACAGCAGCACCCACAACAGCUACUUUACUAACAACCACUGCCGAAGUUGUUAAUGUCGUUCCCAAUACUACAACACCAAUAACUAAAAUCUCAACAACGCAUCUUAAUAUUCCAAAUUCAACAACUACAACUGCGAUUCCCAACUCAACAACUACUAUUGGAGUUUCUGACCCAUCAACUACUAUUGCAAUUCCAAACUCAACAACUAAUAGUGCAUUUUCAAACCCAACAACUAUAACUGCAAUUCCAAACUCAACAACAGCUCCAAACUCAUCAACUAAUAUGGCAACUUCGAGCACUAUUUUGGCAACCAGCAGCACCACAAAAUUAACUACCACUACAACCACAAGCACGACCGAAAAACCCAAGUCAGACGAUAACUUUUUCUACACCACUGGGGAUGAUGAGGGCUCCUAUGACUAUGGCAGUGAUGAGCCACAUGCCUCCGCCUCAGAUGCAACAUCAGAUGCUCCGGAAAUUAACAACUACUCAGAUAUAACAGAUUACUCUUCGGCACCCUCUGAUACAGAAGAUUUCGAUGAGCAGGGGAGUACCGACCAGGUGGACGAUCCACUAGCCAAAGUCUUAGAGCAAGUGGAUGAAGAGGAGCCGAAGAGCCGCCGUAAAAGGGCAGUGGGUGAUCCACAUUUCUGGCGCUCUAGUAAGUACAGCAGACGACAUCGCAAUGAUUCGGCGGUAUCUGCUAGCCAGGCUGGUGAAACCACUGAGGCGGGAAGUGCCACGCCCAGUCGGUGGCCCAAUUAUUGGCCGCCCUAUAGACCAACCACUCCGAGCACCACUACAACAAAAAGGACGCUGACUGGGAUUCUCAGCAAAGAGGAGUGGGAAAAUCUUAGGCGACUUAGAAAUAGGCAAACCACUUCAACAAGUACUAGUACGACAACAACAACAACAACGACUAGAAGGCCCUGGAAAAGACUUCCAACAGCAAGCACCACCGAAGAGGAUGUAUUUACCACCGAAUCGACGAGUUCAGAGAGCACCACUUUCGAAAGCAGUAGUAGUAGUAGCAGCAGCUCCACCACAGAAGAAGAUGAAUUUUCCUCCACGGAGGGAUCAGUCAAGACCACCUACUACAUAGGCAAUGUGGAUUUAUCUGAGUUCGGGAGUACCAGCUAUUUCGACGAGGACAGCGAGUCCCUGGAGGAGUGUGUGAUUACCAUUUGCCCCAAGGGAGACGACUUUUUCGGCAGCACCACUGAAAGCGCGGAUGGCACCACCCCGAGUGGCGACUCCAAGCAGCUAACCACCGUGAAACUGACGCCGCUGGAGCAGAAGCAAAAGCGUCUGAAGGAGGUGCAGCUGGCGAUUAAGAAGAUACAAACCAAUUUGACUACCAUGUGUUGGGAAACCUCGCUGGGCCAGGAGCUCUCCAAAGUCAUCGUCUUCGACGGGCUGAUGUCCAUUGUGGCGCCCCUGUGCAUUGACUUUCUGCGCGCCCUGUUCGUCCGGUAUGUCAAUCAAAACUGGUGCUGGGACAUGGAGAAGACCUUUCCCCAGUACGGCGACUUCAAGAUAGCCGAGAACAUCCUGACGUUGAUUAAUAACCAGGGCCAGGUGUGGAUGGGCAUAUUCUUCUCGCCGGGCCUGGUGCUCAUCAACCUGGUCAAAUUGAUGAUCAUGAUGUACUUCCGUUCGUGGAUAGUGCUCACCUGUAAUGUGCCCCACGAGGUGGUCUUCAAGGCCUCCAAAUCGAACAAUUUCUACCUAUCGCUGCUGUUGACCAUGCUAUUUCUUUGUGUCCUGCCCGUGGGAUAUGCCAUUGUCUGGCUGCGUCCCUCCUGGCACUGUGGACCCUUCUCGGAGUACAAUCGGAUAGCUGAGUUUAUCACCAACACAACGAGAAAUGCUCUGCCAAAACAACUGCAUGAGCCCCUGGACUACAUGACCUCGUCGAGCACUGUGAUUCCGCUGCUGCUGCUGCUCAUCCUCAUCAUCUACUACCUGGUCUCCCUGACCGGAGCUCUGCGCGAGGCCAAUCAGGACUUGCGAACUCAAUUGCAGAAGGAGCGCGAGGAGGAGCGCAAGAAGAUCUUCAAGGUGCCGGAGGUCAAGCAGGCGGAACCCACGGCCACCACGUUGACAAAUCGCUGGCGCAAAGUCCUGGAGGCCAGCUCUCCGGUCACGCCCACCCAAGCGCCAGAUUUCGACACGGAGGAGUACAAGAAUCAGGCCCGGAAAGAGCUAAUCUCACGCAUCAUGAAGAAGGCGCUGCGCAAGGGCUCGGCCACCUCCGACGAGGACUCGUUUGUGCGGCGGGAUGACGACGACACGGACACCGAACACCAGGACUCGCUGCCCCAUGACGAGGAGGCCAAGGACAAGCGCUUCGGCCUGUCGCGAUUGCAGCAGAUCCGGCGCACCCGCAAGCCCUCGCUGGUGGACAUCGUACAGAUUGCCAAGCAGGAGCGAGCCCGCACUGGAUCCAUUGUGGCUGGGACUAGCUCUGCGGGACCAACUAGCAAUUUCCCUUUAAAGGAGACCCAUCCCAAGAGUCGCUUUAAGGUGGAGAAACACGAGCGCAAGGAUAGGGGUAGUGUGAAGGAGAAAAAGGACACCAAACACAAGCAGUCACAGCCACAGCCGCAUCCACAUCCGCCACCCUAUGAAUCGCCCAAGGACAAUGAACAUGAUCCGGAUACAAAUUCAAGGAUUGUCAGCGAGCGCCGAGCCAGUUUGCUAAGGCGAAACCAGAAGCAGGCGGAGGAGGAGCCCACCACCCCAGAACUCGCGCCGCAAACACCCACUUCGAGAGACAAGGAAGCGGAGCCGAGUGCCGAGGAAUCCAGACCAGAAACUUCCCCUCUGGCCAAGAGCAAAUUCCACAUAGUUGACGAAAAGAGGCCGCCGCAGGAGGUCGAAGACAAGCCCUUGCCGCCGGCCAAGGAAAGUGAAAGUGGCCGAGGCGGAAGCCUGGGCAAGUUCAAGUUUCGCAAAAACAAAUUCAAGUCAAAUAGUGCGGUGGCCAAGCCGGAGCCCGAAGUUUUCAAGUUCGAUGAGCGAUGUGUGGAGAAGAGCACGGAUGUGCCCGCAUCUCCCGCUGCGGAGCACCUGCACAGCGAGCUAUCCGGCGGGGAGGAGCCGGAUCGGAGUCUGCCCUCGCCUACGCCCAGCCAAGGUCAGAGUCAGGGUCAAGGUCAAGGUCACCACCAGCGACAGCUGUCUGUCCUGUCGCGACAGGGACGCAAAAAGAUAGGCAACCUGCUAGCCCUGGUUCGCGAGGCAGUGAAUCUGAAAAAAGACGAUGCAGAGCAGGGAUCGGAUGAGUCGCCGGGCCCGACCACGCCCACUUACCUGGCCUACACACCGCCACCACCCCCAUCAGUAUUGUCCAGCGUGUCCAGUUCGACGGCCCUGGAAAUGCCACCCACUCCAGAGCCGGAAUCGCCCACGCCCAGUGCACCGCUGCAUUUUGGCAGUAGCACAUCCUCUCGUCCGCCCACCAAGCCACCCAAGCCACCAGUGGUGCCCGCAUCGGCCACUGCUCCCACGGCCACCAUGGACGAUCUGGAGGAGCUGGACAUGGCCGGACCUAUAACGUUCCCCAAGCGAAGCGAUUCCCAUCGACGACGCACAAUGCGACAGGACUCGCAGAGUUCCAUUUGGUCGGACAACAUACCCACCAUUACGAUUAGCACCACCGGCAGCGAUGAGUGCAUUGUGGAUGCAGCUGCUCCGCAAAAUGGACUGCCCGAGUCGCGAAGUACUUCGCCGGGACCCACGGUCAAUAUUAUAAAGAUUGACAUUGAGAAGGAGCAGGGACAAUGAUAAGCCUGCUGAAGAAGUGCCUUCAACGCCAGAUUGUCUUCUUAAUUAAAGAAAUUAGCAUUCUUCCUACUCUAAUUAACUGUUUAGCUUGAAUCUUGUUCUCUAGCAUUUUUGGAAAAUCUCUCGGUCUAUAAAACAUAAUGAUAUUUCAUACAUUAGUUUAUUUCCAUAAGAAACUAUUAUAAUAAACCAUUCUAUA
Molecule: messenger RNA, 7350 nt
Organism: Drosophila elegans
Lineage: Eukaryota; Metazoa; Arthropoda; Insecta; Diptera; Drosophilidae
Exons: 17
Coding region: 1350-7151 (1933 amino acids)
Cellular component (GO): plasma membrane
Molecular function (GO): mechanosensitive monoatomic ion channel activity
Source: RefSeq, a predicted model, not a curated record